AUAAUACUCCAAACUCAUCAUAAAAUAUUAUCACAAUCACACUCCAUUCCUCUAAUCUUUCUUAUUAUUUUCUUAUUGUGUGGCAUUUCAUUCGAAAAAAACUAUGCCAAUGGCCGAGACAGUCAAGCCUAGUGGCUCAUCCUCCGAAGGAGGCCAAAAUCAGAAGAAUAAACUUGAUCGUGAAGUUAGAGAUAUGGUGUCAGCCAUAACUAAUCGCCUUACCAACAUUCACAAAGUGAGCUCCGGUCUAGGCCAUGAUCAAAACGACGACGACGAUGAAGAAGACAAGGGUGUCAGGAUCAUCACUCUCGCGGGAAACAACACAGGCGCCACUCUGCGUGGCGAGCUGGAUGACAACACGGCCGGCCUUAAGGGCGGCGAGCCUCCGGUGCUUAGUGACUCUGAGACCAUGAAAACAUUCGUUAACAGCAACUUCCAAGCUGUGAACAACUCCAUCAUGAUGGGUGGGAGCUACAACACCAAUGAUCCUGGCGUCCAUGUUGAGAUCUCUGAUUUUGGCGAGUCUCAAGAGUCUAAACCGGAGUACAGGAGAGGAUGGAAGGGUAAGAAGAAGACCAAGGAAGCUUUAAAAAGUGACCACAAAUCUUCCAGCUCUGACUGAGAGCAAAAUGAGUACGUAAAAGAACAAAACAAUGCAUGAAGGUUGGCUGAAUUUUAAGCUAUUAUAUAUUAUGAUAUCUAUAUAUCUAUUUUACAUACUUUAAAAUCUUUGAUUAGCCAUGAUGAAAACUACAAAUAACAAGCCUUCUUUUGGCUACAUGGGAUCUAAAUGAGGUUGAGACUUGAGAGCUACCUUGAAAUAAGUUGACGGUUUUAAGUAUAGUGUGAUAUUUAAGAAAAAUACACAUGCAUAUAAUUAUAACUGUCCUUAAAAGCUGUGUGUUGUAUUGUGAGUCAGGUCGAGCAAUAAAUUUGUUAUAGCUCUAAAUUGUACUUUUUUUUGUUGUUGUGUUGAGAUAAACCAUAUUAAUCCUAUUUAUUGAUUUUGUUAAA
Messenger RNA from Humulus lupulus (European hop), 1014 nucleotides. RefSeq lists its product as uncharacterized. NCBI's taxonomy places the organism in Eukaryota, Viridiplantae, Streptophyta, Magnoliopsida, Rosales, Cannabaceae. The record is from RefSeq and is a predicted model, not a curated record. The coding region runs from base 104 to 622 and encodes 172 amino acids. The transcript has a single exon.